UCUAUAAAAGUUCAAAACAACACUCAAUAUAUUCUGAUUUUCAUAUACAAAAAUGCUACUUCGAAGCUCUUCAAGUCAAUUACUGAAGCAUUCAUGGUCAUCUCCACACUCAUCCCCAGAACCAGAUUUCAUAUUUCACGUACCAAAACAGUUCUCAAGAUCAACAUCAUCACUCUCAAUAUCAUCACAAGAUUCAGUAGUACGUAAAUUGUCCCGAGCUUUCUCUGAAACUGAUCUUAAAGAGCUCAAAAAUCUGUCAUAUUCUUCCACCAACUGUUGCAUGGCCAUGCAUAGCGUAUUUCCUAUCACAGUUGAUGGAGAAACAGAUGAAGAGGAGAAAGAGGAGAUAGAGGUGACCGAUAAAUUGACAUUGUUUUCGAGUUAUGGGUUGAGAACGGCAGAAGGGUGCGAAAUUGAGGACGAGAAACACAUGAGGGCGGUGGAGCUGGUGGUUGACGGAAGCGGAGGCGGAGGAGCUGGUGGUGGAAAGAUAUGUGGUGGCGGAGGUGGUAAUUAUGAUGGUGGAAAUGGUGAUGAUGGUUCUGAGCUCUGGGAUUCAUCAAAUCAUGGGAGUGAUAGUACUGAUUUGUAUUACACAAAAAUGAUUCAAGCUAAUCCUGGGAAUUCACUGCUUCUCGGAAAUUAUGCAAGAUUCUUGAAAGAGGUGCGUGGGAAUUUGGUAAAAGCAGAAGAAUAUUGUGGGAGAGCAAUAUUGGCAAAUCCAAGUGAUGGAAAUAUACUUUCACUCUAUGCUGAUUUAAUUUGGAGAACCCAUAAAGAUGCACCCCGUGCUCAGAACUACUUUGAGAAAGCUGUUAAAGCUUCCCCUGACGAUUGUUAUGUAUUGGCCUCCUAUGCGCACUUUCUUUGGGAUGCAGAGGAUGAAGAGGAAGAAAAAGAAGAAGAGUGACAAAACAUGAGCGGCAUUAACUUAUCACAAUUUACAACCUAGUUUUUCUUCAUAUAACUCACUGCCUCUUAAGUUUGAUUUCUAUUUAUAUUAAAGUAAAAAUAUAAUUAACCCUCUAAAUUUUUUGUUUUCUGUACCUUUCACCCUUUUGGGUUGUUAUGCUUUCUAACCUUUCAUUUCCCUCGACUACAGAGCAUUUUGACGGGUUCAGUUUUUGCACUUUUUUGGCUUAAUUUUGUAAUUAUUCUUGUAAUUAAGAACGAGAUAAAGAUAUGUUUAUGGAAAUAGUCUGAGUUCUUUCUGGUU
Nicotiana attenuata is the source of this 1216-nucleotide messenger RNA. RefSeq lists its product as uncharacterized. NCBI's taxonomy places the organism in Eukaryota, Viridiplantae, Streptophyta, Magnoliopsida, Solanales, Solanaceae. The record is from RefSeq and is a predicted model, not a curated record. The transcript has 4 exons. Bases 53 to 910 code for a protein of 285 amino acids. Gene Ontology annotation, molecular function: protein binding.